AUGGCAAGAAUUGAACAUCUUCAAUUUCCGACUCUCAAAAUAACUGGCGAAAACUACGUCGGAUGCGUCACAAACGUGAAACCAUAUCUGGUGAUGAAAAAGUUAACCGAAACGAUUAUAAUCGGUAACAAAUCGCCGCCUGAACAUAAGGCUGAAGCGAUAAUUUUCCUGAAGAAACACCUCGAUGAGAACGUUACUCAUGACUAUGCGAGCAUAGAAGACCCAGCUGAACUGUGGCAAGCUUUAAAAGAAAGGUUCGAUAACCAGAAAGAAGUCAACCUCCCUCACGCUCUAGAAGAGUGGAAAAACCUGAGGUUCCAAGAUUUUCAAAAGGUUGAAGAAUAUAAUUCCACUGUCCUGAGAAUAGUUUCACUCCUGAAUAGUCUUCAGUAUUGUCAUGUAUAA
Molecule: messenger RNA, 405 nt
Organism: Brassica napus (rape)
Lineage: Eukaryota; Viridiplantae; Streptophyta; Magnoliopsida; Brassicales; Brassicaceae
Exons: 1
Coding region: 1-405 (134 amino acids)
Source: RefSeq, a predicted model, not a curated record